AUGCCAUCAUUGUUUUUCCUCGGGGCAGUCAACGUCGUUCGUCGCGAUGACCCUGGGAAUCGUGGACUCGCACACGGACCGAAUCUUAUCUUCGGUAAAGCAGAAGGAAUACAUCAAAUUGGGGAAUCGGUAGUUAUAGCAGUUGAAGAGUUCGAAUUGCCAAAAAAUCUUCAAGACCACUUGAGAAAAGCAAUAAGCAAUGUAAAUAAUAAGUCUUCAGAACUUUUAAACCACAAAGAUAUUGAAGAAUAUUAUAAAAAAAUUGACAAGCAACUUAAUGAGUUUAAAGAGUUUGAUAAAAAAGCUUUGAAGAUCGAUAAUUUUAUUCAUAUGUUUGAUUCAAUUGAUCAAAAUUUACUUAAAUGGGUUGAAGAUUAUACUAAAAUUGCUAGAAAAUUUAAUGCUAAGCAAUGUUAUGAAGGUCUUAGCAUUUUCAAUAAAAAUAAUAAUCUUGUUCUCUUUAAUAUUCAAGAAGAAUUAUUGAUGGAAGUUGAUGAUAUUAAAAAACACUUAACUAAGAAGUCUAAAGAGUUGGGCAAUAUAUUGUAUUUAAAUAAAGAGGAUAUUAAAAAG
Molecule: messenger RNA, 573 nt
Organism: Racocetra persica
Lineage: Eukaryota; Fungi; Glomeromycota; Glomeromycetes; Diversisporales; Gigasporaceae
Source: the annotation of a GenBank genome assembly